AUGCCAAAGACAACAAAUCAGAUACAUUUUAUAUACAUUAACAUGAGAAUCCCUAUCGUUCUCAUUACAAAUAUACUCUGGUUGGUUGGAAUUAUUAAUUCCAAAUCAACGCCGGAAAAAAUAGCCGGAAAUCAGGCCGAAAAAGGCCAAAAUGUAGAUCAGUACAUAACAAUCGAUAUUUCUUCAAAUUCAGAAGUAAAUAGUUUUUAUUUUUUGAAUUCACAAAUAAAUGGAGUGAAUACAGUCAUUUUCUUUCCAAAUACACAGAAGAAGGUCCAGCAAAUAAGGGACGGUAACACUUUGCUGUGGAAUAUGGAACCAAAUGAACAAUUCAUAAUAGGUUUCAUAUCUAAAAUGACAGGAUCACAGGACCACAUCAUCAGUUUGAUGGUAAACACGCCUUCUGAAAUUAAGAAGUGGUACUAUCAAUACACGAAUGGCGCGUACAGUAUAGUUAAUAUAUUUAGGUAUUUGGACCUCUUCAACCUGUUCAAGUCGAAAGUAGAUAGGUCCCCAUUCACGUUGGACCUUGCCAAAGAUGAAAUCCCAGAGGUUAUGGACAAAGGUGCUUUAUUAGGAAGAAAUAAGGCCUCAUUGUUUAUCCCGACUGCAGGAUACAAAGCAAAUAAGAUUGUAUUCGGAGGACUGAAUGUGUAUGACGGAUCGCACAUACAAAUGGAAGUACCAAUCGCAAUCGCCUACGAGAUUCAAGGAAUGUCGUACCUUGACUUGAUGCUCGUGAAAGAAGGGCAGAACACAGGACACAUACACAGCUACCAGUUCAUCUCAGACGGAGACACGAGGCUAAUGGCGACAUCAGGUCCAGUCUCGAUCUUUGACAUUUUUGUGGCAAGAGUGAGUCCGAACGACAUCAAUCAGCCAAUUUCGCAUCCGCGCGUGAGGGAGAUCAGGAGGCAAAAUCUGUAUUACCACGACAUCAGGCAAAUCAACCUCGACCUCAAAAAUGUUGACCUGAGCAUGAUACACACCGAGGAGUUCAAGGUUCUCAACAUUAGAACGAUUAAGUACAUGCCAAUGGGAGUCAUGAUCACGUCUGUUAGCUACGGAAGGAAGCUCCUGUGGAGAAGCAGCGAAGACGAGGUACGAUGUACGAACGUAAUUACGCACUCAGUGAGCGGGAUCAUGCAGUCGAUUGAGAUCACGAUCUUGGAUAACACGGCCACUACAAGUGUAAAAAUUAUCCCAUUCCAGACCAUAGCCGAUGACGAGAGCGAGACCGUCGAAGGCAGUGUUGAUGUGCCAAAUCUUGCGAUCAGGGACGGCAGGUGGGUUUACGACGAGUCAGUCGCUACAGGCCAGGGUACAGAUCCUCUGAACACUCACCUGUUUACACCUCCAAACUCGCCUGAGGCGACACUCUCGACGCCGCCAAAUAGCCCAGCAAGGACGAACCCCAAUACUCCGGCAGGCACGCCUCCACCCAGUCCAAUGGCAUCACCACGUAACAGCUUCUGCUCAGAACACGGCUCUCUUGAGAAUUGCGAGCACCUCCACCACAAAUUCUACAACGACGUUGACUACCCUCCAGAACAUGCAAGCACCAAUGCCCAUGAUGGUGUCUUCGAUGACUUCACUAUUGAAGACAACUCGUUUGACCCAAUUCACCCACCUCAAGGUUUCAGAGACAAUGAACACGGCCUGCACGGAUACUACGAAGACAUUGAUCCUGAGGACUACAUUGACUCGAGGUUCGACGACCAUUCGAUCCCUGGCUCUGGGGACGAUAUGACACUGGACAUUUCGUCGGAUGAGUCGAGGUCGAAGAUGUACGUCAUUGACGGACGAAAGUACGCACCCUUCAUGUUCCUGACUCCGCACCUGAACCAGAAGAUUCAGACAGUGGUAGACGGCUCUCAGAUGAUCUGGGACGGCUCAAUGCUUGAUCAGAUGCUGAAGUACGUCACGCUGUACAUGGACAAGGAGGAUGUCAAGGGCAUGUACCUGAUGAUAUUCCAGGAAAUGGCAAUUUUGAACAAGUACUACUUCAAGAAGGCUGGAAAGUGGAUUGAAAUAUCCUCUGAAGAGUACACGAACAGCACGAUGUAUAAAGAGGAGACGAGGUCCGACAAGGAGGACCAGAAGAAAAAGUCGGACGACAAGGACGACUCGAAGGAGAGAGAGCUCCACGUGUCUAUCAUGGUCCCAGUGAUACUAGGCUCACUCUUCCUGAUUGUGUCAGUGUGCUCUCUGAUCUUUAUGCUCUUCUUCUGCUAA
Molecule: messenger RNA, 2235 nt
Organism: Theileria orientalis strain Shintoku
Lineage: Eukaryota; Apicomplexa; Aconoidasida; Piroplasmida; Theileriidae
Exons: 4
Coding region: 1-2235 (744 amino acids)
Source: RefSeq, a predicted model, not a curated record